AUGCUUGUUUGAAAGAUGGCGGAAAGACUCAAGACCUUGCGAAAGUGAUUCUCAAACAACUAAAUUUAACACAAGAUGAUAAGGUGUUCUUCAGCGGCAACCUCUAUUUCGCCAAAUAUCAGUUCCACGAAUUCGAGUGAAAAUGUCGUGCCACCAUGCACAUGUAAUUGGACAAGAAGAUUCAUUGAUAAGUUUGGAAUACGUUAUGAAUGUAAAACGCCCACAAACAUUGUCACAGAACACAUCUCUGCGGUGUCUUAUAACCUUUUCCCCGAAGAAGUUAAUAAUCUUGAGAAACUAUCAGAUAUCUUAGGAUGUUUAUACAAUUUCAACCACGGCAGUUUGUUUGAUAUCAAUCACAGAGGUCUAAAUUUCUUCACGCCAAACGAGGAGCAACUGCGAGAGGAAGUUACAAUAAAAGAAAUCGAUUUAUCAAAGUACUCAACAUUUGUGAAAAAAUUUGGAGUGAGUCUGUGGUACUUAUUAAAAGAGAAACAGACUGCGAUUCCAGAGGCAAAGUACUGCUGCCUGUUUGAACAAUUUCUGGAGAUGUUUGGGCUAGAUGUCAUGGCAAAGCCUGUAAUAGAAUCAGAAUCAACCGAAAUUUUACGACAGAAAGUUUCAGCAAGAGCAGACAUUGUGUGCAUAAGUCCCAGAGAUGUUGAGAAAUGUAUUCUGGCAGUCUGUGGGGUGACCGAUGGGUGCUGUGUUUGUGAAGCAGACACAGAACCCACGGCAGCAAAACUAAGAAGGACAGGAGAUGCCCCCGGAAGAGAAGAUCUGAGGUUACCUGAUGGAUUACCUGCACAACACGUGGGCGAUCUCCUGACCUACCUAGACAAGUCUAUUUGCAAAGAAGCAAUUCUGGGAAUGACGGUGGAAAAAACAGCAGUCACUUUCACAAGGUUGUUCGUAAUGGACGAAACAUUGAAAAAGAUUCAGAGUUCAUCGUCUCAUGGGUCAGUCAAACUCAAGGAAGAAGAGAGGCCUGUUCUGUAUUACAGUAAACCUUACAAUUAUCUGCUGCAGGACGACAGAAAGGAAAUCGUUAAAGCACUUCUGACUCUUACAGUGAUGGAAAAGCGGCGAGCUAAAAAGAGUUAAACCUUCUCUUGUACCAUUUGAUUUUUGAACAGUGUUCGCUACAGGAACUGCUGUAUGUUUCUAUGGUGCUUUAUAUUUUAGUUUUACACUGUAGAGUAAAUGUGUUAAUUUUCAAUGUUAGGUUGUUUUGUUUUGGGUUUUUUUUUGUCCAAUUGUUCUCCCAUUCUUUUCAAACAUCAUGGAACAACACAAAACAUUUGGGAUCUACACUGAUGGAACUUUGACAUUUUUAUGUUUUAUUCCUUUGAAAAAUUUUGACAGACUGAGUCAUGUUAUUUUGUCAAAUCCAGACUGUUCUCAUUCCUUGCAAUCAUGAUAUAUACAAAUAAUUUUGUCAUGAACUGAUGCAAAUGCAAAGUACUCUGCAAUCUUUAGUUUUAAAACAUCAAUUUCAUAAACACUUAUUAGCCUUAAAACAUUCAGGAACUAUGUAGGCAUGUUGUCAUGAUCAGUUUUCAUAUUCCCAACCUCAUUUCUCUUUAGUUUUAUAUCUGCAGGUGCCAGAUAUCCGUUAUUUUUUGUAUUUGUUGAAUUUUUCCAAAUAAAGAUAUUCGAACCACUUUA
Messenger RNA from Magallana angulata, 1668 nucleotides. RefSeq lists its product as uncharacterized. The transcript is spliced from 5 exons. The coding region runs from base 76 to 1104 and encodes 342 amino acids. The record is from RefSeq and is a predicted model, not a curated record. Lineage: Eukaryota; Metazoa; Mollusca; Bivalvia; Ostreida; Ostreidae.